Messenger RNA from Amphimedon queenslandica, 635 nucleotides. Its product is annotated as 60S ribosomal protein L24-like. The transcript is spliced from 4 exons. NCBI's taxonomy places the organism in Eukaryota, Metazoa, Porifera, Demospongiae, Haplosclerida, Niphatidae. Gene Ontology annotation, biological process: cytoplasmic translation. Bases 87 to 560 code for a protein of 157 amino acids. Gene Ontology annotation, molecular function: structural constituent of ribosome; mRNA binding. The record is from RefSeq and is a predicted model, not a curated record. Gene Ontology annotation, cellular component: cytosolic large ribosomal subunit.
AUGGGCAUGUAAGAGGGUGCGGUUACAAAAAAGGUGUGGCUGGAAAGUUCACGUGGUGAUGGUGCAAGAGUGAAAAGGGACACAAAAUGAAGGUAGAAUUGUGUAAUUUUAGUGGGUACAAGAUCCAUCCUGGCCAUGGGAAGAGAUAUGUGAGGAUAGAUGGAAAGGUGUACAAUUUCAUUAGUGGAAAGUGCUCAAGGUCUCAUUUAAUGAAGCGUAAUCCUCGAGAGACCCCGUGGACAGUAUUAUACCGUCGGAAGCACAAGAAAGGCACUCAGGAGGAGGUCACUAAGAAGCGAACCCGUCGCAUGGUGAAACACUCUAGACCAAUCCAAGGUGCUACGCUACAAGAGAUCCUAAUGAAGAGGAACCAGAAGCCUGAAGUACGCAAGGCUCAGAGGGAACAGGCUAUAAGGGCAGCUAAGGCAAAGGUGGCUGAGAAGAAGGAGAAGCAAAGAGCACAGAAGGCUCAAUUGAGAGCACAGACUAAGCAACCACCUAAAGGAGGUAAAGCAAAGAUGCCAAAGCAAGGGAAAUCUGGUGGAGGUGGAGGAAGAUAAAAGAACUCUCUCUAUUUUCUCUUUCUCUGUUUAUUAUUAUUAUUACUAAAAAAUAAUGCAAGAUGGCAAAAGUAA